Messenger RNA from Chanos chanos (milkfish), 2199 nucleotides. RefSeq names its product lebercilin LCA5 (gene lca5). The transcript has 7 exons. Gene Ontology annotation, biological process: intraciliary transport. The record is from RefSeq and is a predicted model, not a curated record. The coding region runs from base 1 to 2199 and encodes 732 amino acids. Lineage: Eukaryota; Metazoa; Chordata; Actinopteri; Gonorynchiformes; Chanidae. Gene Ontology annotation, cellular component: axoneme.
AUGGAUUCCCAGAAUCUUUCGAAACACUAUGAUGACAACCAGGAAUCAGAUCACAGCCAGCCGACCCACCACAGUGUCAGGAAGGCAUCACAAUCCUCCUUCCACUCUGGAAAGCAGGAUAACUAUCUGGAAGACAUAAGGAGCCUCGCUGAUGAUCUGGAGCAAACUCCGCUACAAAAAACGAAAGAAGUUCUGGAUCCAGACAAGGAUCAGUUCUCAGAUGGAGAAAGAAGCAGUGCUUCAUUAUACUCAGAUGAAUAUGACAAUGUCUCCCCCUCCGAACACUCUUUCUCGCCAAGAUCCCCCUCCCCUUCUCCACGCAGGGCCAACCGAUCCAGGAGGGUCUCUAGCAGCCCCUUGCAACGAACAGGUGUCCGUAAAGGUAUCUCCCGCCGACCUGGUCCUCAUCCACACGCCCAACGCCGUUCAGGUGGCCUACGCUCCCGUGAUCUGGGCAAAGACAUAACAGGGCCCCCAAAAGACCUGGACUUAGUGACCAGGCAGCUGCUUCCUGCAAAUUUAUUAAAGAUUAGCGAGUUGAAGAACGCCUUGGCUGAACUUCAGCAGCGUAACGAUGAGCUACAGCGGGAGAACCGGCUGCUCCGGCAGCUGCAGCAACGUCACGAGCGUGCACUCCACCGCUACAACGACAUGGAGAGCAAGAUAUCACAGCUACUGGCACAGCACAACAAUGAGACUCACGCGUUGCGAGAGAGACUACGACGCAGCCAGGAGCAACACCGUACAACCGAGCACAAGCUGCGAGAAGCGGACGUGCAGCUCCAGCGCAGCCGCAGCCAGCUGCAGAAGUUGCAGAAGUUGGCUGAUGACCAGCAACUUGGUGACAGGGAAGAGCUGACACGCAAGCUGGAGAGUGCAACAAGGCGUGCACAGGAGAGUGAGCGCAGGGUGAAGGAACUAGAAAGAAACAUGGAGCUGACCAGUGGGAGCUUCCAGAGGCAGCUGGCUAACGAGAGAAGACGAACACAUGAAGCUCAGGAGGAAGUCCAAGCACUACAGGAGGAAAUAGAAAGACUCAGUGCAAAACUAAAGGAGAAGGAGAGGGAGUUGGAUGUCAGGAAUAUCUAUGCUAACAGGAUGCGAAAAGCAACCACCAAAAAAGAGUUAGAAAAUUCAUCGAAGAGAAAAGGUCCCAACAGAAACAUUACUAAAGCCAUCCAAACAGAGCAACACAUGCUGUCUAUAGAGUUCCCUUCCCCUCCCCCUGGUAUCAACGACAGUAAUGAGUUUACCCUAGAAGACGGAGCAGGCGACUACCUCUCACUCAAGGAGAGAGGGAGACAAGGGGAAGAGAAGCAAAGUGUAGAUCAAGACCUCAGCAUGCGUGAAGAGAAGACCAAGAAACUCCGAGAUUCAGAGUGGGAGAAAGGGGAGGUGGACAGGAAGGGGCAUGAACAGUCUGUGCCACAAAAGGAAGAAGAGACCAGGAAGGGAUGUGAACAAGCACAGGAAGAGGAGAAGCCAAGCAGAGGUGAUCGAGAGCUUUUGGCAGCCCGUCAAAGGCGCAUCGAGGAAGAGCGUCGACGUAAAGACCUGCUCUUGGCUAAAAUGGAAGAGAUUGACAACCAAACCAGAGAUUCAGAUAUCUUCUCUGCUGGGCCUGAAGUUGUACCCUCUCCACCCCAGUUCUCUAAUCCACGGAACCAUAGCUCUUCCAUAUUCAGCUUCACAGAGCUGGCUGAGGAUACAAGCGUGAGGCUGGACAGUGGUGGCAGGAGGAAGGGUGGGAGUCUGCGGGCACAGAAAGCCUGUCAGGAGGUAGACCUGGAAUUUGGGAGCUAUACUCCCUCAUUUGGUCAGCCUGCCCGUAGGCCGGGUCUGACCUCCCAAAACCCUAACUCAAACCCAAAAACAAACUCUCAAGGAGAGGUCGAUGGACUGGACCUGGGGGGGCUGGUAAAGGAAAGAAAGUCACGCCUUAUGGAGCAACUUUUUGGCUCCGGCACUUCCAACAACCAGCCUCCUUCACCAGACACCACAAGUAAGAUGGAAGUCCUGAGUCCUCCUCUCGUGGCCAGACAAGCUUCAGGAGGCUUGGGGCAUCGCAGGAAGGAGGCUGAAACACCCUCCGGUUCAAACGCCAGCGCCCACAGGAGCACGCUGCACAUCUCAGAGAGCGGACCGGCCGUCCGCGCCAUCACGUCAUUCGAUGACGAAAUCGAGGAGGUCACUUUGUGA